Molecule: messenger RNA, 6986 nt
Organism: Trichechus manatus latirostris (Florida manatee)
Lineage: Eukaryota; Metazoa; Chordata; Mammalia; Sirenia; Trichechidae
Gene: FAM135A
Product: family with sequence similarity 135 member A
Exons: 17
Coding region: 1447-5616 (1389 amino acids)
Source: RefSeq, a predicted model, not a curated record
AUUGAAGAAACCCUUGAGGAAAUUAAUUUUCUGUUAACCUUGGAUCUACACUUCACAGAUGGAGAUUAUUCGGGAAUUUCAUGAGCAUGGCUAUGCCUGCUCUGUGCCCAUGUUGAUUCCAUGUACCCCAGGUAGGAAAUUCAGACAAGUUGAAGAAAUAUGAAACCGUUUGCUGAACUCUAGAAAUUGCUCUGUUGAUAUAAUACCACCGCCAUGAGGCAUUUAAAUGUAACUGAGCUCUCUUGCACUAUGUCACUGGCUAAUCUUUCUUAGUGGCAUGAAAGAUGCCUUUUUUAGGUGAGACUUUUUUGAUAUUCUGAGUUACCAAGACUGAUACUCUGAGACUUAGCAGUUGUCACCAGUUCAUUAAUUUCUAGAGCCCUUGAGGGUUUUAGGACUGGCUACCCUGAACCUGCCCACACACCUGGACAUAAAGACAUAUAAUUUAGGGACAUACUGUAUGUACUUUUAUUUCUUAAAACAAGAAUUAGAGAUCCAUUUAACAAUUUUAUUUUUGAAGGUUUUUUUUUUUUUAUUUCAAAUGCAGUUUUAGAAAUACUUUCUGAAAGUUGUAGAUAAAUUCAUACUGCAUAUAGGAUAAAUGACUAAGCAGUCACAUUACUGAAAGGUUUACUUUAGAUGUUCUCUUCACUAUCGUUGAGAAUAAGAAUUUUUCACAUGGUAGCUAAUGCUCCUCUUUAGGACAUUUUGUUCAAAGAACUCCUUAAGGAAUGCUUUUUUAACCAAAUCAGAAUUCUGUAAGUGGGGUAAGCUAAAAAUGAGUAGGUAUUUCAUCAGCUGUAGGUAGUUGUAAUUUAUGUAUCAGUAAAAGAAUAAUUUAUUUGUAUACAAUUUUUAUGACAUUGUUUCAAAUAUUUUUGUAUGUAUAGAUCUAAUGCCAGACUAUCUGUAAUCAAGUUAUCGCCAAUGGCUUAUUUUUGAACAGCAUUUAAUAACAAAGUUUUAUACAAUAAAAAUAAUUUGAAAUAACUUUUGGGGUUUGUUAUAAUAGAAUUUGACUUAACCUAUGUUAUACCUUGUAAUAAAUAGUAUUCCCUGUGGAGUAAAAUUUAGUAUAAUAUUUCUGAAGUAUCAAAAUGAUCCCUGUUACCGGAGCAUUAGUGAAAAAAGUCCAUAACAUAGACUGAUAAAAAUCUAUAGAUUGGCUCUGAUUAUUUUCUUGUUAGAUUUCAUAUCUUGUCUAAUCAAAUUUAAUACUUUAAAAACUACUCAUUCUAAGUUUUUAAAAAGUAAUAAGUAACUAAAUGUUUUUGAUAGCUUAAGCUACUAUACAGAAUAUUGACUUUUACUAAAUAUCCCAUACUUACAUGCAAAUACAUUGCUUUUUAUAGGGCAGAUGAUUUGAACACCUUGCAACUAAUAAGUAGCCGAACAUUGAAGCUGCACUUUAGCCUCCAUAGAGGCCUUCAUCAUCAUGUUAAUGUUAUGUUUGAUUAUUUCCACCUUUCUGUUGUGUCUGUUACAGUCCAUGCAUCAUUGGUUGCACUACACCAGCCACUAAUAAGCUUUCCUCGUCCUGUGAAGACUACUUGGUUAAAUAGAAAUGCACCAGCGCAAAACAAAGAUUCUGUGAUUCCUACUCUUGAAAGUGUGGUCUUUGGUAUUAACUACACAAAACAGUUAUCACCAGAUGGAUGCAGUUUCAUCAUUGCAGACUCCUUUCUACAUCAUGCCUAUAAUUUUCAUUAUACACUUUGUGCCGCUUUGCUGCUAGCCUUCAAGGGAUUGCACAGCUACUUCAUUACGGUAACAGAAGAGAUUCCCUCUUGUCAGAAACUAGAACUGGCCAAGGCCAACAUGCAGGUCCUAUAUGAGCGCCUUCUCAGAAGAAAACAGCCACGAACCCAGAAAGACACCUGUCUAGAGGAAAUGGAUGUAGAAGCUCGACUUACAGAACUAUGUGAAGAAGUUAAGAAAUUAGAAAAUCCUGAUGAACUGGCAGAACUUAUAAAUAUGAAUCUUGCACAACUUUGCUCACUUCUGAUGGCCUUAUGGGGACAGUUUCUGGAAGUUAUAACACUACACGAAGAACUAAGAAUAUUAUUAGCACAAGAGCACCAUACUUUGAGGGUACGCAGAUUUUCUGAGGCAUUCUUUUGUUUUGAACAUCCAAGAGAAGCUGCCAUUGCAUACCAGGAACUUCAUGCUCAGAGUCAUCUACAGAUGUGCAACGCUAUCAAAAAUACUUCCUUCUGCAGUUCUCUUCCACCCCUACCUGUUGAAUGUAGUGAAUUAGAUGGAGAUCUCAAUUCAUUACCUAUAAUCUUUGAAGAUAGGUAUUUAGAUUCUGUUACUGAAGACUUAGAUGCACCCUGGAUGGGAAUUCAGAAUCUUCAGAGAUCAGAGUCCAGUAGAGUGGAUAAAUAUGAGACUGAAGAAAGCUCUGUAGCUGGACUUUCUAGCCCAGAGUUGAAAGUCAGACCUGCUGGUGCCUCCAGUAUUUGGUAUACAGAAGGUGAAAAGCAGCUAACAAAAUCUCUAAAAGGAACGAAUGAAGAUUCAAAUAAAUCCAAAGUUAAGGUUACUAAGCUUAUGAAAACAAUGAAACCUGAAAACACAAAAAAAUUAAUAAAACAGAACUCUAAGGAUUCUGUGGUUUUAGUAGGCUACAAAUGUUUGAAAAGUACAGCAUCAAAUGAUCUCUCUAAAUGCUUUGAAGGCAAUCCUUCACAUAGUCAGAAAGAAGGUCUGGAUCCCACAAUAUGUGGAUAUAAUUUUGACCCAAAGACCUACAUCAGACAGACAAUUCAAAAGGAAGCUAGCUAUUUGCCAACAGAUACAGAGAGAACUGAACAAAAGUCUCCAGAUAUUGAAAAUGUGCAACCAAACCAAUUUGAUCCUUUGAACUCUGGCAGCCUAAAUCUUUGUGCAAAUUUGUCCAUUUCAGGUAAACUUGGUAUCUCCCAAGAUGAUAAUGAAAUUACACAAGUGGAACGCAAUCUGGCUUCCAGAAGUUCAUCAGACGAUUGCCAUGAUCAUCAGACAACUCCAUCUUCGGGAGUUAGAACAAUUGAAGUAAAGCCCAGUAAUAAAGAUCCUUUUGGGGGAGAGAAAAUAACUGUUAAAAUAGGACCUUGGACAGAGCCACGACAAGAUGAACUAUUUGUGGAUAAUUUACAGCUACCCAACACUGAAUCCUUAGAAUCUAAUGGUAAAUCUAAAUCUAUAGAAAUAACACUUGAAAAGGAAGCUUUACAGGAAGCAAAGUGUCGUUCUAUUGGAGACUCAUUAGCUAAGUUAAGAAGUAAUCUACCUGUUCCUUCUACAAAAGAAUAUCAUGUUGUAGUAAGUGGAGAUACAGUUAAGAUACCAGAUAUUCAUGCCACAUAUGCUUCAUCUAGAUUUUCAGAUUCAGGUGUUGAAAGUGAACCAAGUUCUUUUGCAACACAUCCAAACCCUGAUGUAGUUUUUGAAACUGUACAAGGGCAAGUUCCUUAUAAUAAUGAAAGAUUAUUUCCUCAGCUUUUGAUGAAACCUGAUUAUAAUGUAAAAUUUUCAUUAGAAAGUCAUUGUACUGAGAGUACAAGUGCUUUAAGUGAAAUACAGUCAUCUUUGACAUCCAUAAACUCUCUGCCUUCUGAUGAUGAACUGUCACCUGAUGAAAAUUCUAAGAAAUUUGUCGUACCUGAAUGCCAUCUAAGCGAUAGCAAAACUGUAUUAAAUCUGGGAACAAUUGAUUUGCCAAAAUGUGAUGAUAGUAAAAAGUCAAGUAUUAUCUUGCAACAGCAGAGUGUUGUAUUUUCAGGGCAUUUGGACAAUGAAACUAUAGCAAUACAUUCCUUAAAUUCAAGCACUAAAGACUCUUUACAAUUUGUUUUUUCAGAUGAAUAUACUUCCAGUGAUGUGAAAAGUAGUAGCAGCUCCAAACCUAACUUGGACAGUAUGUGUACAGGCUCUCAGAGUCCUAAUAAAUCCAAUAACCCUGUAGAGACAGCAAUUAAAUUAAAUUCAACACUGAUUUCUUUAGGAACCCCUUGUGUUGUUUCAGGUUGCGUUUCUACUAAUACAGAAAUUAAUGAAGAUAGAACUGUGAAAAGAAUAACUAGUGAUACAUUAAAUCACAAACAAAUAUAUUCACAAGUCUCUACAGUCAAAAAUGAAAGUCAUCUGGGUGCAGGUGACCCGUUUUCAUCCAGUACUGAUGUGGUAAAGCAAGGACUCGUGGAAAAUUAUUUUGGUUCUCAAAGCAGUACAGAUAUUUCUAACACAUGUGCUGUUAACUACGGCAAUUCCUUUAGCUCUCAGAAGGAAACUUUUGAAAAAGAAAUUAGUAAUCUUCAGCAGGAACAGAUUAAAGAGGAUGAGGAGGAAGAACAGGAUCAGCAAAUGGUUCAAAAUGGGUAUCAUGAAGAAACAGAUUACUCAGCUUUGGAAGAAACAGUAAAUGUUCACUUUACAAACAGAGAUGCACUAACAGAAGAAAAACUUAUAAAAUCUGAAAAAAUACAUAGUGAAUAUCUGAGGGAUGGUAUAAACAUGCCUACUGUCUGUACUUCGGGUUGUUUGUCUUUCCCAUCCGCACCACGAGAGUCUCCUUGUAGUUUUAAAUGUUCUUCUAACAGUAAAUUUGAUGCCAUUACAAAACAGCCAAGCAGCACAUCCUACAACUUCACUUCAUCAUUUUCCUGGUAUGAAAAUUCACCAAAACCUCAAAUACAAGCUUUCCUUCAGGCAAAAGAAGAAUUGAAGCAACUUAAACUCCCAGGAUUCAUGUACAGUGAUGUUCCUCUACUGGCAUCCUCAGUACCUUAUUUUAGUGUGGAAGAAGAAGAUAGCUCUGAAGACGGAGUACAUCUUAUUGUCUGUGUGCAUGGGUUAGAUGGUAACAGUGCAGAUCUUCGAUUAGUAAAAACUUAUAUUGAACUUGGACUACCUGGGGGAAGAAUUGAUUUUCUCAUGUCUGAGAGAAAUCAGAAUGAUACUUUUGCUGAUUUUGAUAGCAUGACUGAUCGCCUUCUGGAUGAGAUAAUACAGUAUAUUCAGAUAUAUAGUCUAACAGUCUCAAAAAUAAGCUUUAUUGGACAUUCAUUGGGCAAUUUGAUAAUCCGUUCAGUGCUUACAAGGCCAAGAUUUAAAUAUUACCUCCACAAGCUUCAUACCUUUCUGUCUCUUUCUGGACCUCACCUUGGUACGCUCUACAAUAGCAGUGCUCUUGUUAACACAGGUCUCUGGUUUAUGCAGAAAUGGAAAAAAUCAGGUUCUCUUUUGCAACUGACAUGUCGAGAUCACUCAGACCCUCGCCAAACUUUCUUAUACAAGCUUAGUAAGAAAGCAGGGCUUCAUUACUUUAAAAACGUUGUGUUGGUGGGAUCUUUACAGGAUCGCUAUGUUCCUUAUCACUCAGCCCGCAUUGAGAUGUGUAAAACAGCAUUAAAGGACAAGCAGUCAGGACAGUUCUAUUCUGAAAUGAUCCAUAACUUGCUUCACCCAGUUUUGCAAAGCAAGGGCUGUAAUUUGGUUCGAUAUAAUGUCAUCAAUGCAUUGCCCAAUACAGCUGAUUCACUGAUUGGGAGAGCUGCACAUAUAGCUGUUCUUGACUCAGAAAUAUUUUUAGAAAAAUUCUUUCUGGUUGCUGCCCUCAAAUAUUUCCAAUAGGAUAAAACCAUUCUUAGAGACUUGACAAUUACCUCAUUCAUCAAUGAUUCAAAUAAUGUAUUAUAUUAAAUUGUAGAUGCUAAUAAGUUCUAAGAAAUAUUUAUACCUUUUUAUAUGGAAGAUAAUUUAUAUCAUCCAUGUUUAGAGCUUUUUAAAACAUCAACAACUUUACUUUCUAGGUAAUGUGGCUGUGCAAUAUUUUUUUAAUUUUAUCUUUUUACUUUUCUAUUACUUCUUCAUAUAUUUUGCUACCUAAGUAUUUCAGUGAAACUUUAAGCCCACAUGUACAUCUAAUUAUUGUUGACUUUCCACAGUUCUUACAUUGGUCUACAUCAUAUUAGAGGCUAUUAUUGCUAGAAUAGCAUGGGAUUUUGAAUUUUCUAAUAUUGGGGUAUUAUUUAGUUAAUUAUAAGUUUUACUUUUAGCAUUUUACUAUAUUUUAACUGGAAAUAAAAUUAUGGCUGCUAAAAUAUAUUUUUUGAAAUCAACUUCUGUAGCCCUAAAAUAUACUUUUAUCAUAUGAUCAAACCAGGUAGUUCAUAUAUGACAAUGUUAUAAAAGUUUUCUAUAAAGUCAUUAUUGUUGCUAUUAAACAUAUGUCAUGCCUAUUAAAAUAUAUUUUCUACUGCUGAUUUCAACAUUAUUUCUCAUAUUGACUUUUAUUACUGGAACUUUUCGUUUCAUGUUAGCAGCAUAUAAAGAUUUUUGAAUGUUUGAAUGCCCUCUUCUUUGAUUUGGUUGGAAUUUUGCUAAAUUUAGUAAUGUUGCUUGAAUUUUCUGACUACAUUUCUUUAACUUUUUUCAUGAACUUCCUUGUAUGUACAUAUAACAAUUAACUGUUGAAAUUUCUGAAAUACUUUUAUGGAUUUAGAUAAUUUUUAAAUAUUGUUAAAAUCUAUUGAACUAAAGUAAUGUAAAUAAAGCAAUUCAUGUUUAAAAUGGACAAAAGAACUAACUUUACAUGUUUGGUGAUGUAGAUGCAAAAGUUUUUGAUAUAUUGAGAUGUUGAGUCUUUUGACUUUACUAAAGGUGCUGAAUAGCAUUAAAUUCGCUAUUUUCCUUUCCUGUUUCAUUUGUGAAAAUACUAAUGCACUAAGGGUGGAUAAAAGGUUCUAUCUGCGUUCAGUAAUUGUGAUGAACAGAAGGUUUUUGUAAGUAUUUAUUGUAUAAUUGAUGCAUGUUCAUUUUUAGUAUUGUGUCAUUGCCUCUGGUGUUAAUAAAUGAACAAAUGACUAUCUAGAGGAGCAGCUGAAACACUUGCAAUCCUUUGCUUACUUUCAGAAUACUAGGGGCAUAUGUUUUUAUUUAUAAUUUAGAUAGACUAUAUCAAUUAACUGAUGUUCUCAACUUCCACAGUGGGGCCAUUUCUC